Messenger RNA from Pseudophryne corroboree (corroboree frog), 1397 nucleotides. RefSeq names its product zonadhesin-like. The record is from RefSeq and is a predicted model, not a curated record. The transcript is spliced from 7 exons. NCBI's taxonomy places the organism in Eukaryota, Metazoa, Chordata, Amphibia, Anura, Myobatrachidae. Gene Ontology annotation, molecular function: protein binding. The coding region runs from base 111 to 1142 and encodes 343 amino acids.
GUGAUGCUGUGUUGCAAGAAGAGGAGGAUAUUGUAUUAAACACAGGAGACACCCUACAAUGCUCAGCGAGUGGCCUCACACUUGUAAACAGCUCUACAUUCUGUGGCGCCAUGAGGGAUCCCGCUGGGCCAUUUAGUAACUGCCAUUCAUAUGUGUCCCCUGAUACUUUUAUUAUGGACUGUCUCUAUGACACAUGUGCAGAGUUUGCCAGCAGAGAGUUCCUCUGCUCAAACAUGGAGCAGUAUGCACUUGCCUGCCAGCAAAAUGGGUCUGCAGUUGAUGGCUGGAGGGAAUCCACUGAAUGUACUAUACCCUGCACUGCUAACAGCACUUACAAAGAUUGCAUGAACGCCUGCCCUGCAUCCUGCAGCAACAUGGCAUCAGAAUCUGAGUGUGAGGCACCAUGCAAUGAAGGAUGCCAGUGCGAUGACGGAUUCAUUUUUAGUGGAUUUGAAUGUGUUCCAUAUAAAGAUUGUGGAUGCUCCUACCUCAACAUAUACUACAAGGCUGGAGAUACCUUCAUUACUGAUGACUGCUCACAGAACUGUAGUUGCACUGAGGGCUCAUUCCUGGUUUGUGAUAGUAUGGAGUGCGCAGAUGGAGAAGAAUGUACUACAUCAAAUCAGAUCCGUGGAUGUUAUAUCCCUGGCCCUUGUCUGGAAAACCCUUGUCAGAAUGGUGGUACCUGUGAGGAAGUGCCAGGAUCAAACAAUUCCACCAGUGGCAUGAAAUGCCAGUGCCCCAAUACCCACCAUGGCCCCUAUUGUGAAGAUGAAAAACAAUUGAAUGAUAAGACCAUCUACAUUGUGAUUGGCGUUGUGCUCUCAUUCUUUGUCAUCAGUUUGGUGUUAAUUGUUGCUGCAUAUUUCUACUUCAGAUCCAGGAAAAGCAAGCAAAUGUUUGAUGUGAGCAGUGCCUCAGAAGAUGGAAGUGACAGCGGCUCUAUACACUAUGCUUAUCGAGAGCCAGGGGGUCAUGUCAAUUUUGCAUUUAAUGAUAAUUUGGGGGACAGUGGAGUUUUUACAACAAAAAUGAGAGCCAAUGCAAAUGUAAAUGUAGAGAGUGCAGAACCCGGUGCUCGGGUUAAUCUUGCAUUUGAAGAUGGACAUGUGAAUCAAACAGAUGACUUGACAAUAUUUUAAUUAUAAAUAAAAUUGCUAACACAUCCCAUUUAUUUUUUCAUUUUUAUUAUAUUUGCUUUAAGAUGUGUUAAUAAAGCCACUUAAAUAACAUUGCCUUGUCCUUCCAUACUCUGAUCAUUUUGCAAGGUUAUUUGGGCUCCAAGGUUAUUUAUAUGUGCACAUGUUACAUGAAUGUACUGUAUUUUUGCACCUUUUCCAACCAUAAAUUAUAAACUGCUUUUAUAAAUUAUAGUGUAAUAUUUGUAAAAAUAAAUA